CUUCACGUCGCAUAGUCGGCAAUUAAAAACAAAUAAACAAAAACCUGAAAGUAACAAAAUUUUCUCUGUUCUCACAGAGAAAGACUUUCCAAAAUUCUAAUUUUCAAAGACAAUAUUAGUGGCCUUUCUAUUUUCUAAGUUUCAAUUUCAAAUUAAUGGCUUCUCGGAGGCGUAUGCUUCUCAAGGUCAUAAUCCUCGGAGACAGCGGGGUUGGGAAGACAUCUCUGAUGAAUCAAUAUGUGAAUCGUAAGUUCAGUAAUCAGUACAAAGCAACCAUUGGAGCUGAUUUCUUGACAAAAGAAGUGCAGUUUGAGGAUAGACAAUUUACAUUGCAGAUAUGGGAUACAGCUGGGCAGGAAAGGUUUCAAAGUCUUGGUGUGGCAUUCUACCGUGGAGCGGACUGUUGUGUUCUAGUCUAUGACGUGAAUGUCAUGAAAUCAUUUGAUAACCUCAACAACUGGAGGGAGGAGUUUCUGAUUCAGGCCAGCCCUUCUGAUCCAGAAAACUUCCCAUUUGUUGUAUUGGGGAACAAGAUAGAUGUUGACAGUGGCAAUAGUCGGGUGGUAUCUGAGAAGAAGGCAAAGGCAUGGUGUGCUUCCAAGGGAAAUAUUCCUUACUUUGAAACUUCUGCAAAAGAAGGUUUCAAUGUAGAAGCUGCCUUCCAGUGUAUAGCCAAAAAUGCUCUUAAGAAUGAACCUGAAGAAGAAAUUUACCUCCCUGACACCAUUGAUGUGGUGGGUCGACAACAACAAAGAUCUUCGGGUUGUGAAUGUUAGAAGAGAUAUUGAUGAAGUUUCCGAGUCAAGCAAGGGUAACAGGCGACAUGAUUCCCUUCUCCAGUCACCAUGAAUUAGUAAUUCACAAAGUUUCUUUAAGGUUCCAUAUAUAUUAUUAAGUGCUUAAAGAAAGGAACUUGAUAGUGCUAUCUUUAUUUUACUUUCCCUUCUCAUAUGCAAAUCUUGUACUCUGUUCCACCUUUAGAAGUUAAUUGUUUUGUACUGAUCCCUGGAAUUUGAUCCUUCUCUUCUCGUAUUAUUGUGAUGUGCAGUGCUUUAAACAAAUAUCGAUGUCAUUUGGAAA
Messenger RNA from Quercus robur (English oak), 1080 nucleotides. Its product is annotated as ras-related protein Rab7-like. The transcript is spliced from 7 exons. Bases 156 to 776 code for a protein of 206 amino acids. Gene Ontology annotation, cellular component: vacuolar membrane. The record is from RefSeq and is a predicted model, not a curated record. Lineage: Eukaryota; Viridiplantae; Streptophyta; Magnoliopsida; Fagales; Fagaceae. Gene Ontology annotation, molecular function: GTP binding; GTPase activity.